AUGAUCCCUUUCCGCAAGAGAGGCAUGUACCAAGCUAUGCAAAACGGCAUGUUUGGUUUUGGCGCAGUGGCAGGCGCCUCAUUUGGCGGUUCAAUCGCAGACUACAUUGGUUGGCGUUGGUGCUUCCUCCUACAGGUUCCCAUUUCGCUCGUGGCGCUUGUCCUGGGUGCCUUCGUGAUCAAGAACCCUGAAGGUGGGUUCAAUAUCGACACAAAGGACUUGCGGGCCGUUUGGACUCACGUUGAUGUUUCGGGAGCACUUCUCCUGGUACCUGCCGUGUCCGUCCAACUCAUCGGCCUCAGUCUGGGCGGUAAUGAAUUACCCUGGGGUAGCCCAGUAGUCAUUGGGACUCUUGUUGGCAGUGUUCUGUUGCUUGUCCUGUUCCUCUUUGUUGAGGCAAGGACACGAGCAAUCCCGGUCAUCCCGUUGCGCAUGCUCAAGGGCAGGCUUCCCGUCUUGACCCAACUUUCCAACGUCUGCGCUGGCUUUGCUGCAUAUGCGGUAAGCGAACGAUCUUCGUGUGAACUUGACUAUCGCUAA
Messenger RNA from Verticillium alfalfae VaMs.102, 540 nucleotides. RefSeq names its product vacuolar basic amino acid transporter 2. Lineage: Eukaryota; Fungi; Ascomycota; Sordariomycetes; Glomerellales; Plectosphaerellaceae. The record is from RefSeq and is a predicted model, not a curated record. The transcript has a single exon. Gene Ontology annotation, cellular component: fungal-type vacuole membrane. Gene Ontology annotation, biological process: basic amino acid transport; transmembrane transport. Gene Ontology annotation, molecular function: basic amino acid transmembrane transporter activity. Bases 1 to 540 code for a protein of 179 amino acids.